Aspergillus neoniger CBS 115656 is the source of this 1209-nucleotide messenger RNA. RefSeq lists its product as uncharacterized. Lineage: Eukaryota; Fungi; Ascomycota; Eurotiomycetes; Eurotiales; Aspergillaceae. The record is from RefSeq and is a predicted model, not a curated record. The transcript has a single exon. Bases 1 to 1209 code for a protein of 402 amino acids.
AUGACAUCACUCUUCACGCCCAAGAUCCUCAUAGAGGCCGUAUCCGAGGUUCUCUUGGCCAACGCCGACGUUCAAGCCUUCCCAAGCACAUGCCAGUGGCCACCGGAAGUCACCAAGCUCCACUCAAUCCGGGCGCCGGAUCGCCGACCUAAUUCCCAAAAUGACACCACCGACGUUAUCCGCCAUCAGCUGUAUACUACAGCUGAAAACGUCAAAUUUUGCACUGAUGCCAAGUACUACUUUGUACUCGGCGCCAUUCACAGUGAUCCCGCACAUGACGGGCUAAUCCGCGCAAUUGCAGACGCAGGUAAUGAUAUCCUGGUCGCCGAUUACUGCGAGGUAGCGGAUGAAGCAACCCUAAAGGUACUACAGCAGACUGGCGCAGCCGCAGUAGCAUUCUUCAAGCUCUGCGUGCUCUCGGGGUUCUUCUCCGAAUGGGCAUUCGACAACAUGAUGGCUUCAAUGCUGCAUUUCCGUGUCCUCGGAUACUACCGCGACCAUGUACGGGGCCGUUUACCGGCAGGUGUUUACGGAAGCCGGAUGACCAGCCUGACGGCUCAUCGGUACGUCGAUCUAGGGCUGUUCUUCGCUGUGGCGUCUGCCUCGGUGUGGACGAAGCAGCAAGUCAAUGAGACAGAGUACACGUUGUUGAGUAUCGCCUGCACGCUAAUCAAUGACCUGGUGGACCUCCGCAGCGAUACCGCGCGGAAGCAGCGCGAGAAUGUUGUCUUACGCGGCGUACGAGGGAAUCUGUGCGAAUACUUGGACCGGGUAAUGUUCGAGUGUCUCGAGACGGCUACGCUUGCCGUUCAGAUGAAUCCGACGUGCGCGUAUGUCUUAAUGGCAUUUUGUAAUUGGGCUGUGAUGAGCUCGCAUCAUAAGGUGUAUGAGGUAAGUACGCAGGUCUCUGAGGUUGGGAAGGAUGCCGAAUGUUUGGGUCGGUCGAGGGACCAUUGGCGGGCGUAUAGGGGGUUGCUAGAGGCGUUGGCUCCGUUUGGGACUUUAGGUAAGGAGAGUCCUCGGGUAGGGCAGACGCGGGCGGAGUUGGAUUUCCGGUAUGGAGCAUGUCGGUCUUCGUCUACGAUGCAUGCGGCAUGGUUGGCGGAUAUCACGAGAAGUCUUUUGGAGCCGCGGACUUUGAGGAGGAUUGUGGAUGUAGUGCAUUUUGAGUGGACGGGGUGUGAGGGGGAGGUGGAAUAUUGCCCGUGA